AGGACUCAGAGACGGAGGAGAGCCGGGAGAGAAGCGGAGGAGGACCGGGACAGAGCAGCCGAGAGCCGGGACAAAGCAGCGGACCUCCGGGAGUAGAGCAUUGGCGGACAGGCAGCGAAGCACCGGGCAGAGGGAGGGAAGUGUCCGGCUGACCGGGUGCAGAGCGCCCGGACUCAGGAGGCAGGGGUCCGGCUGACAGGGAGCGGAGCUCCGGGAAAGAGGGAGGGGAGCCCGGGGAGACAGGCAGAGGAGCCCCGGCUGAUCCCCCCCAACAUGAGCAGCCCCCCCGCGAUGCUUCCCUCUCGUUCCAGCGUUUAGCCCGGGACCGUGAGACCUCAGCCGCCACUCGGAUGCUCUCUGCCUCCCUGGAGGUAUUUUAGCAGUUUUUUCUCAAAGUUUCUGACCACCAUGAUCCCCGAGUGUCCCCGCAGCGGGGAGCCGCGGAGCCGGACCCGCUUCCAGCGCAGCCCGGCGGCGGAUCCCGGCCAGACCCGGUCAGCCCGGGGACCCGGAGGACUGCUGUCCGAAAUCCAGACCCCGAUCCGGACCGAACCGUUCACCGACCACUACACCAUCAUCCCCGGCAGGGAGCUCGGCAGGGGGAAGUUCGCCGUGGUCAGGAAGUGCGUGGAGAAGCUGACGGGCCACGAGUUCGCCGCCAAGUUCAUGAGGAAGCGGCGGAAAGGGCAGGACUGCCGGACGGAGAUCAUCCACGAGAUCGCCGUGCUGGAGCUGGCCACGGCCAGCGCCCGGGUGGUCAACCUGCACCGGGUCUACGAGAUGGCGUCCGAGAUGGUGCUGGUCCUGGAGUUCGCCGCCGGAGGAGAGAUCUUCAACCAGUGUGUGUCGGAGCGGGACGACGAGGCCUUCACCGAGGAGGACGUGAAGAGGCUCAUGAGGCAGAUCCUGGAGGGGGUCACCUUCCUGCACCGCCACAACGUGGUCCACCUGGACCUCAAGCCUCAGAACAUCCUGCUGACCAGCAGCUCGCCGCUGGGCGACAUCAAGAUCGUGGACUUCGGCCUGUCCAGGAUGGUGAGCAGCCACCAGGAGCUCCGGGAGAUCAUGGGGACCCCGGAGUACGUGGCUCCAGAGAUCCUGAACUACGAGCCCAUCAGCACGGCGACCGACAUGUGGAGCAUCGGCGUGUUGGCCUACGUCAUGCUGACCGGCGUCUCACCCUUCCUGGGCGACGACAAGCAGGAGACCUUCCUGAACAUCUCGCAGCUCAACGUGAGCUACGGCGAGGAGGAGCUGGACCGCGCCGCCGUCGCCUUCAUCCAGACGCUGCUGCGCAAACAGCCACACGAGCGUGCCACAGCGGAGCAGUGUCUGCAACACGCCUGGCUUCAGCCGUCCCUGCAGGAGGAGCAGGAGGAAGAGCAGGAGGAGGAGGAGGAGGAGGAGGAGGAGGAGGAGGCGUCCAGCAGCAGCAGCCCCGAAUCUCCCAGCAGCACCGGCACUCCGGAGCAGGAGGACGAGGAGCAGGGCGGGGCGGGGAGCCUGGUGACGGAGGAGCUGAUCGUCAUGGCGACCUACGCUCUGGGUCAGUGCCGCUCCUCCUCCGAGAAGGAGGCGCUGGCGGCCGAGCAGAAGGCCGUCUCCAAACGCUUCAAGUUCGAGGAGCCGUUCAGCUCCCUGCAGGAGGUCCCCGGAGAGUUCAUCUACUGACACACACACACACACACACACACACACACACACACACACACACACCACACACACACACACACACACACACACACACACACAGCUAGUGUCACAAUAAGAAGAAUAAACUCCUCCGUAACAAGCUCUUAGUGUUGAUUCACACUCUGUGGAACUCUCCGGAUCCUUUAUUUAUGAGCAGAUAGAUCAUUCACACACACACACACACACACACACACACACACACACACACACACACACACACACACACACACCCCGCUCUGCUCUGGUUGAGUUUAGUGUGCGAGUUAAAGCUCAUUCUGCAGAUUUUUUUUGUAUUUUUAGCUCUGAGUCGAUUCUUUCUGCCCUGUUUGUGAAGGAAGUGCUGCGCCGCGUCGCCCCCUGCUGGAGGCGUCGCUCCUCGCCGCGUCGCCCCCUGCUGGAGGCGUCACGUCUCGCGCUCUAGUCUUUCUCCUUUCGCCCCACGUGUUCAAGUCAAAACGCUAAACUUCGCUUGCGUUCCGGGUGUCCGCUCACAUGACGACGGGGCUCGGAGCCACCCAAGAAGGAACUUUUGUUACUCCGUCUCCAUGGAAGCGGAGGGAAAUGCAACGUUUGAAGAAAAAAAAGUAACAACACGUGAAACAUCUCAGAAACGAAGCAUUUUCUCUUGAAGCGUGUUCACAGUCCAUGUGCUCGGCGGAUCGCGGGGGGAUUUCCUGCAUUGAUUACUAAUCAUCUCCGGCUCGCUCUGCGUUCUGUUUGUUUUUCUUUGAACGAUCGAUCCGGCGUCGAUCCUUCUCUGGUCCCUCAGAUCCAAACCCUCACAGACAGAAAGAUCCAGAUGUUUCCUGAACUGAAAACAUUUCAGCUUUUCAUUCUUUUCUCUCUGUUUUAAAUUUAACCUGUUAUGGUUGUUUUUUUAUUUGGUGGAUUUCUGAUCCGUUUGGUGGCCGCUGUAGAUUCUCGCUUUAUUUUAACAAGAAAAGUAUUUUAAAGAAGUUUCCCAUAUAUAUAUAUAUAUAUUUUUUUUUUUUUCUGUAAGAAAUGAUGAAAACAAAUAAAUUCAGGUGGAAAAGAAAAUUCUUCUGGGAAAAUUCACAUUUUCAGGUACUAAAAGUAACCGAGUUUCGGGGAUCUUGGACUCAGCAGCAACAGAGGAUGCUGGUGUCAAACUACAACCACCUGGUGCUGCAGAUCUAGCUUUGACCAAUCAGAAGGAAGUGAAGUGAGCCGUUCUGCAUCCCUCCAGCUGAUCCUCCUUCCCUUCAGCUGUGAACCGUCUCCUCUGUGAAGCAGUGAUGUGAGGAGUCCAUGACUGAAUCUCCCCAGAGUGGCGCCACCCAGUGGUGGGAGCUGGGAAGAUAUUCCAGAUUACUGAGCCUCAUCUGAGCCUGAUUCGUUGUCUCGCUGCCACAUUCAGCUCGU
Salarias fasciatus (jewelled blenny) is the source of this 3075-nucleotide messenger RNA. It is a transcript of the gene stk17a, whose product is annotated as serine/threonine kinase 17a. The record is from RefSeq and is a predicted model, not a curated record. Gene Ontology annotation, cellular component: nucleus. Lineage: Eukaryota; Metazoa; Chordata; Actinopteri; Blenniiformes; Blenniidae. Gene Ontology annotation, biological process: positive regulation of apoptotic process; intracellular signal transduction; protein phosphorylation. Gene Ontology annotation, molecular function: ATP binding; protein serine/threonine kinase activity. Bases 409 to 1671 code for a protein of 420 amino acids. The transcript is spliced from 7 exons.